GAUAUCUUCAUGAGAAUUUACAUAAAUUUUAGGAAUUAAUUCAUGUAAUUCAGAAAGAUUUUUUGUUUGAAUGUUUAUAAAAAAUGUAAAAAUGGUUACAUGUAAAUACAGGAAACAUUCUAAUUACUAAAAUUACUGUGCUUGUUCCAUUUGGAAUGCAGGUUUCCAAAGAAACAUGAUUAUUGAACAUUUAUCAGUGUUUUGAAAUAUUUCUAUGGUUCAUGGGUUUACAUUUAAACCAUGGGAUUAAGCAACGAACUUUCAAAGUCAUGAAAUGGAUCACUGUCGUUUUCUAUAAUUUUUCCAAUAUCUAUUUUUAGAAUUCUAAAUUAAGCAACUCUUAUUGACGAUUAUAUACGCAGACUGACGAAAAGGGCCGAAAAGUUGCGAUUAUUAGGUUUUUAUCUCCUUUUUGUCGGGUUGAAUAACUUUACAUGUUUUGUUCUUUUAAAAAGUAUUUAUAUGAGUUUGAUUGUUAAAUGUAACAAGAUGUGGUAAAAUAACUAUACUCACGGGUCACAACGUUUCCAUUAUAGUACAGUUAAACUCAUCCAAGAAUGAAACCAAAAGCAAGUACGUCAACAUGGAUACAGUUUGUAAAUGAUUUUUAAAGUACAGUUAAACUCAUCCAAGAAUGUAACCAAAAGCAAGUACGUCAACAUGAAUACAGUUUGUAAAUGAUUUUUAAAGACUGAAAAGAUGUCCACAAACACGUCGUUUAGUGAAGUUGACACAGGGAUGAGUCAACCAAGAGGAAGAUGUAUCCAAAGGACUUUGACAUCUAGAUGUCGUGAUCGGGAUAAACCAUAUCGAAAGCGGGUACAGAAAUCACCCUCUUCUAACUAUCCUUCAGAAUUACCCAAACAUGUCGCAGGUGACACUAUGUAUUUGGUACACGUACCACCAAAUACAGCAAAUGAACCACCAGUAUCAUUUGCUGAAAGGCCUUCGCAGUCAGUACCGUCGUACAUAUCCCAAGAGAGUCCUCACCGUUCACAAAGCCGCCAGGAGUCAUCAAGUAAAUUGGAAAUGCAUACCUUGUUGUCACCAACAGAUACCUACAAACAACAGUAUGGUGACUAUUGUACCAGUAUCAGUGUUGAGUCAGAUAUGGACACCUCUGACCAUAGUACACCUGCUUUUAACUUCAGUCCUUCUGUUAAGACAAACGUUACCGUCAGGAAAUUGGUAAGUUUCCUUCAAAAGAAGUACAAGGAAAUGAAAAGUCAGUUAGAACCUAACGAGCUAGCAGACAUUGUAUUCUCGAAGGGCUUGAUCACAGAAAUUGAUAUGGAAAUUAUAGACGAAAUGAAACACAGAAUUGAAAAGUGCGAUAAACUCAUUAAGUCAAUAGUGACAAUGUCUAGGAAGGCGCAUAACGAGGAAUGGUUUGUUGGAAAGAUUCUUGAUUCGUUCAAAAAGGCAAAAUGCGGACGCCUCAUGGAUGAUUUUGACAACUUUGAGGAACCUAAUCAUUUUAACAAACCUCGAACACUUGAUACAGCAGUUGAUGUAACAGAAGACAAAGCAUGGACUAAAAGGUUGUCCUACAUUUUAAGACUAAUUGGAGACGAAAUAGAUUUGUUGGAUAUCAUUGAUACACUACUUGUCAAAGAAAUUCUAACGUUUAAAGAACAUCAGUCAAUUCUUGAUGCCUCUCCCAAUAGCAACAAACUUAAAGAAUUAGAGGAAUCGAUCUCUCGAAAGACCAAAAAUCAUUUUAUUGAGUUCUAUUCUGUCCUAGAAUCUGAAUACCCUAGUGAAUUAAAACUCGUUGAAAACGAUACAGCCUCACCGAUGGAUACAACUAAAGCCAGUGACUCACCGGUAAUAGAAAUGGAAGAUUUCAAGGAGGUUGCAGUUGGAAUGGAUGUUGUAGGUGAGACUAGCAUAAAUGUUGUGAUGGUAGGACCAAGAGGAGAAGCCAGGGAAGUUGAACAAAUGAUCGUUGAGCAAAAUUCUCCAAAACCGGCCGACUUUCUUGUACAAAUGGUAUCGGAAGAUAUGCAGUGUGGAGUAAAGAAGGUAGUUUUCUCAUGCAUCGAAAUAACAUUUGAAUGCAUGUCAGAACGGUCGCGCAUGCUUCUUCUACAGAAAUGCGAAGCGUCUGAUAAGUUCUUAGAAAGAUGGGUUAGAGAAAUGAUUGAUCGCAGCAAAAUUGAUAAUCUGAAGAGAAAAGAAGUCAAACAAGUGAACUUGAAAAUUCAAAUAAACUGGCCUGAUUUUAUCAUCAGUCGACAAGACAUUGCAAGAAACUAUGUUUAUCUAAAGACAAAUCUAGAACCAAAACACUACAGUAAGAUAUUUCAAAAGAGAAGAAGGACAUCUGGUAUGGUACUGAUAAACAAUGAAGAAGAAGAUGAGAAAACAAAAUGCAAAAAAUUUAUAUUGUUCAUGGUAACAAAUGAACAUGCACCACUAGAGAAAUUUUCAGCAGAACUCAAAGGAACGAAAAUUAUAGAACAUAUUAAAGGAAAUUCGAAAUAUUACAAAACAUGUGCAUGCAAGUUGACAAAAAAGAAGAUAGUUGAACAUUUCACAUUCCUGGAAAAAGAAAUGAAAGAUGUAGACAAAAUGGUAGAAAUUUUCAUUGAUUUUUACACACUAAAUAACGACAAAAGUGAAACAAAUGAGAGGAAGGCGAACGCUUACAAAACUUUAAAUGAUGACAAAAAUAAAAAACGCAACGAAUUGGAGCCAUCUAUGACUGAAGCAUUUCUAAGAAUGAUUCUUAAAUCAGAAAAUGACGACAUACAAGUUUGUUUAUUUGGUGAAGCCUUAGUAGAUACGGAUCAAGAAAACAUUCUCAGGAAGGUUUCAGGAAUCAAAACAGAAGUAUCAGCAGAUUUUUAUUUAACAAAAGAUGACAUACGACGAAACGAAAACUUUCUUUUACAAGAGAUGGAGCCAAUGCUUUUUGUAACAAUGUUGUCAGACCAGGAUAUUCGAGAGCAGAUUGUGGAGACAAAUUCACGUGAGCAGAGAUGCAAACUAUUUUUGAAUUUCUUGAAAAAAUGUGAAUCGACAGUAAUCGAGAAAUUUACGUCGGAACUGCAGCGACUUAAUCUGAAGUCCAUCAUAAAUUAUCUCUACAGUUCCAGACGCCAGGGUCACUAUGUAACGAAAGAUGACAUUAGCCAAAACAAAGCUUUCCUCGAAGAUAUGUUAGAGCCAAAGAAAUUGCCAGAUAUUUUCACAAGUGAUGGCAGAUUAGACGUUAUAAUGUGUACAGAUGAGCAUGUUUUUAAAAGGUUUACAACAUACUUGGAGAAUGAGAAACCAGAAAUUGUAACUUAUCUGGUCCAAUCUAGAGAAGAAGAUAUGAACAUGCGAUCAGUUAAGGAAAGUCUUAUAGAAGCAUAUAGCUGCAUAGUAUCGGAGAUCGAGCCCAAAAGGAUAAAAGAAUUGUUUGUAGAAAAGGGAGAGAUUAGCAAAGACGUAUAUAAUUCCAUUUGUUCGAAACCAACAAGACGUGGGAGAGCGAUAGAACUGAUGUCAAAGGUCAUAGCUGGGCCUCUUUCAAGAGCACAAUGCAUGAUUGAGGCCCUUGAAUUUUAUGGCUAUAGAUCACUUAUACAGCAGAUCAGAAAAUAUGGGGAAACUUUUAAAAGAUGUCCAAGGAUUUACAGACUUAGACAAGGUGUAAGACAAAGUGUUGUAUUUGAAGGGACGAUGCACAUCAAGUAUGACAGCGAGGAAACACCUGGUUUGCUGAACUCUUUAAGUAAUUGUGAUCCUGAUCACUCAGAACAGUUUGUAACCAAAUGGCUAAAUGAAAACCCAGAUCUUAGCGCUACAUCUUUAACCUUUGACGCUCUGGACGAAUAUAUUUUUCCGGAUAUCGAUGUAAGCGCUACACAGUUAAGAAACGAGAUGAACGAAGACAUCUUUUUGAAUCACGAUCAUGCGCCAAAAGAAAGCAAUACACCUAUAAGUGUCAGUGUUGCCGAAGACUGUCCUCAGGUUUUCGCAGACCCUCCGUCUCCAUACGAUUUAGAUUUACUAGACGAUUUUGUUAGUUUCAACAAAACAAGUUCUUUCGUAAAAAACACAGACUGUCCGAACGAACAAAAAUUAAACACUUUCAUAAAUCAAAGACACUAUACAAAAUCUCCUAGCAAUGAUUCAAGAAAUUCAAGCCCAAGCUGCUUUAAUUUUACCCGUAAUGACGAGUCAAGAGAAAAAAAGGGCGCUGCAUCGACAAUCCUUUCUGCAGACGAGGAUAGCAGGUCUUUUACAGAAAUGUUCGAAGGAAAUUUUGAAAGAGUACGUCAUGAUUUGACAAGUAUCAGUAAUGAAUAUACAAAAGGACAAAGUACUGAACAGCUGAGACACAAUGACCAGUCCUGGGGUUUAUCUGAAGAGGAAACAGUAAAAAAUACAAAAGAGGAUAUUGAAUGAGUGUAGGUUCAAUACUAAAUUUAUUGAAUAAUUUUGAUAAAAUUUUAUUAUUCGAGCAUUAUGCGAGCUUAAUAUUAAUUUUUUUAACAAGGUCAAUAAAUUCAGUAAUGAAACUACACGAAAAUAAUAAUAUAUAAUAAUAAUAAUAUUUUAUCAAGUAUUAGAAAGAAGAACUGUUUAGAGUUAAGAAGAAUAUUUUUUAUUGAUGCGUUUAUUGUUUAACGUUUUCAUUUAGCGUGUCUUUAAGCUUAAAAGUGCCGUCUUGUGAAAACAUAUGCGCGGGUGUGAAAUACCGUUUUUACUGAGUCGUUAAAGCGGCACAGAUGUAUGAUAAAAAUACCAUAUCUAUUGAUAUAUCCCAUCGUGAUGUAUAUCUAAUAGAUGUGAAAUGAUCAACAAAGUUGGAGCAUUUUCUUUCAAAACGACAGUGCUUAUUCUAAAAUACAAAUCAAUAUUCGCUAAUGAGAGAGACAGUCUAAUCCAUUCCCAUUUAAGGUUGGUAAAAUAUUCAAAUACUGUCGGCCUCGUUGUACUAAAAGCAGUAAUAUUUUAUUUCAAGUCCGAAAUACGGCGUUUAGGUAUCGCCUCUAAUCUUGAUUGUCGCCCUUUCUAAAUAACGGACAAUUGACUAUAACAAAUAUAUAUCAUUUAGUUUAACAAUCCGGUUAACUUAGAAAACAUGACAACACAAAAUUGAUGUAAGAAAAUAUUGUUUAUUGUGUUAUUAUCGAUAAAUACUCUUUUUAUUUUGUGUGCAAAUACUAUUAAGUGCCAGUUUUUAUAAACUUUUGUGCUUUCUGAUGUGCCACCGAUAUGAUCUUUUUUCUACAGUCAAUCUGAAAUCACGUUUGAAAUUUCUGAGGGUCAUGUUUUGUCUUGUGUUGAGUUAUUGUAUCGUUUUCUUAUUUUUAUAAAUAUUCAAUGUUUAGCUUAGUUGACUGCGAUUUUUUUAAUGACAUUUAAACUUAAAAGUUUGUGUGAAAGUAACUACAGUUCAUUCAACGCCAGAAGCCAUCUUGAAAGUCACUGAAAGUUAAUUUUGCACGUGCGCACAUUCACUUGCCCAUUAUAAAAAUUAUGCCGAGCAGCAGGCUGCGGAUUUUGAAGAAUGACCUAGAAAUCCUACAUUUUGUUACUAUAUAUAGUGACAUAUGUGUUAAUAUCUUUUAAGAUUUUUGAGUCGAAAUGUUGUAUUGUUCAAAUAAAUACCUAUUUACCUAAAAAUGAGAUGUAUUCUUUGCUAUUGAUUUGUUUAAAUAUCAGUUUUAUUAUGCUACCUUCUUUUAUUUUGACUGUAUAUUGCAUGAUUAUCCCCGCUUUCUAGAAUCUAAAUGUUUGAUACAGUAAAUUUGACAAUGUGAUGUUGUGUUCGGCUAAAGAUUCACUCUGUAUGUGUCAAUGCACCUUUUUACAUUACGAUUUUUCCAUAGCAACGCAUGUUGCAUUUCUCGCAUGCGCAUUCUGCGUAGGGCAAAAGCGCAAUAACGAUAGAAUACAUUUUAGCGUACUUAAAGGCUUUAAAAGGCGUGAUCUCAAGUCAUGUCACCCAGAAAAAAGAAUUUUUUUGGAUGAAUUAAAGCGGUAAGUACUUAAAACGUGAAUUGAUAUAUAUAUAUAUAUAACAGAUAUACAAAAUUAGCGGGACUUAAAAUUCAACGACCAAAAGUCCUCUGUUCAAGGUAUCAUUAGGUGACUUUUUCAUCAGUAAUUUAAAUUAAAACUGCAGGGUGUUAAAGAUCACAUUUUAUUACCCAUGUAAUACAUAAUAUUACACUAUUUGGUAUUCCUUUGAAAGUGGAUUAGCAGGCGGGAGGUGUCAAACAGAUUGACACGUGACCGGUUGUUAUUUGCCAGCUAGUUAUAUCAUUCAACCGGGUCGUUUUAGUACCAUGACAUAGUUAAUUACUUAAAACUAUGAAAAUGAUUAAUCAUAAUUUAAGUAACUUUUAUUUAUACCAAUCUCAUCAAUGUUUAUUGAUUUUGUGAAGUGAAAAGUAGUGUACGUGACGUCCAUUCCCAUGUGUUACAAGGAACCGGAUAAAAUGUGUGUUAUUCAACCACUCAUCCUUUUCAAGAGUUUGAAAAUUUAUUUAAAUAUACAUGUAUAUGUGACUUAAAAAAUACUGUUUGGCAUAUCAGUCAAUUCGGAUAAAGGAUAAAAUUAGCUAAACUGAAAACUUAAAAUGCAUUAUAUCACGUGUUCCGACUUUUCUUUUUCAGAAUGAUAAUUAACCUAAAUUUUAAAUGUUAUAAAAUUCAUAUAGAAAUGUUAUAUAUUUUAUGUUAUAAAAAUAGUUUUUAUAUGGACAAUUGCAACAACAAUUAAAUUGACUUUUCUAUUUGCUAAUAUAUAUUUUUCUACAUUUUUUACAACAAUAAUCUCAAUGUCAGGCAAGUGAUCGUAAGGGGGAGUUCUUAAACACUCGUCUUUUCCAUGCUUUUUGGGGGCAAUAUUGGCCACAAAGCUAUAACCGCAUCUUUUGUGUUUCUGUUAAAAGUUAUUUAAUAUGAUUUUCUACCUUGAACUAACUCGGAAUUGUCUAUGAAUUUCUACUAGAUUUCUAUUUAGGGCGAGGCUCUUUUUGCACUACGCAAAUUGCGCAUGCGCGAAAAAUACUACUUCCGUUCAAUUUUUCACAGCAACGGACUGCGUCGUAAAAAUUUCUACAUAAACUUUACAACAUGAUAAAUAAUGACUUCGUAAGCCAGUUGUAAACUUGAGUAUUUUCAAAUGAUAUUUGUUUUUAUUUUUCUCCAGGUUUAUAAGUUUUCGGAUUUUAGUUUCUUUCCAUUUUUAUGAAUGUUUAAACUUCUUAUUUGCCCAUAUAUUUUAUAUCUGUACAAACUGUGCCAUAUAUUUUAAUAUUUGUAUAAACUGUAAAAUUUUUAUAGUAUCUUAUUUUUUUUGUAGAAUAUUCUUUUCAUUAAUUAUAUAAACAGCCUUUUUAUACUUAAUUUCCGUCCACAGCACACCUAAAAUAGUUGUGAACCAUCAAAAGUAUAUUUGUUUCUAUUGAAUUAAGUGUCGUGCCUUAUACUAUAGUUAAAGCAUUAAUCAUUGUCCUGUUAACAACAGCUCGUUUACACACAUUACGUCUAUCAAAUAUAGAAAGUGCUUUUGCGUUCAUACAUUGUGUGUCCAUAUUUAUAGCUUGUAUACCAUUAACACAACGUAAUGUAUUAACUUCUAACGUAUUACUCUUCGAAAUGAUAUGCUAAUGUUCAAAUAAUACUUUUAUGAAUAAAUACAUGCCUGUGUUAUAUAGAUUUAUGUGAUCCGUAAAAAUACAGAAGAAGGGCAAUGUAAGCUUAGUAUAUAUAUAACGUAAUUUGUAACCAGAUGGUGUGUGUGUGUGUGUGUGUGUGCGCGUGCGUGCGUGCGUUGGUGCGCGCGCGUGUGUGUGUGUGUGUGUGUGUGUGUGUAUUUGCGUUUAUUUAUACUCGCCACCGGUGGCCCAUA
Molecule: messenger RNA, 7861 nt
Organism: Ruditapes philippinarum (Manila clam)
Lineage: Eukaryota; Metazoa; Mollusca; Bivalvia; Venerida; Veneridae
Exons: 22
Coding region: 700-4401 (1233 amino acids)
Biological process (GO): regulation of apoptotic process
Source: RefSeq, a predicted model, not a curated record